ACUGAGGGCGGAACUGAACAAGAGCAGGAAGCCAUUGAAGGAGACAAACUGCACUGUUGUCCGCUCGCUGGUGAAUAAACACCACUUUUAUAUACUUUGUCUGUUACAGCCUUUGUCUUCCACAAGUGUGUAGAUACUAAACACCAUGGCGUCCCUUUUUAAGAGGAAGACUGUCGACGAUGUCAUCAAGGAACAGUCGAGGGAGUUGCGUGGCACCCAGAGGCACAUCACAAGAGACCGGGUGGCACUGGAGAGGCAAGAGAAGCAAAUGGAAGCGGAGAUCAAGAAAAUGGCUAAGAGUGGCAACCGUGAGGCAUGUAAGAUCCUCGCCAAGCAGCUGGUCCAGCUGAGGAAGCAGAAGAACCGCACAUACGCCGUGAGCUCCAAAGUCACCUCCAUGUCUACUCAGACCAAAGUCAUGAACUCCCAGAUGAAGAUGGCCGGGGCCAUGUCCACCUCAGCAAAGACAAUGCAAGCAGUGAACAAAAAGAUGGAUCCUCAGAAGACCCUGAAGACUAUGCAAGACUUCCAGAAGGAAAACAUGAAGAUGGGCAUGACAGAAGAAAUGAUAAAUGACACUUUAGAUGAGCUCUUUGAUGAGUCCGGUGAUGAAGAGGAAUCUGAGGAUAUUGUCAACCAAGUUCUGGAUGAGAUUGGUAUCGAGAUCUCAGGAAAGAUGGUCCGAGCGCCCGCUGCAGGAAAGAACGUCCCGGGCGCCGCCUCGUCCAAAAAGGCGACAAUCUCGGACGACGAGAUCGAAAGACAGCUCCGUGCUCUGGGAGUGGACUAACAUCUUUGGACUGCAACAUCUCUUCUCUUUCAGGCGGCAACUCUUCAACACACUGGUUUUACACACACACACACACACACACACACACUUGUAUUUCGUACCUUCUUGAGACCUCCGAAAAAUGCCUACCUCUUGAGGACCACCCAUUCUAAAGAAUUGAAUUUACAACAUUAAUAAUAUAUACAUACUAUGCAAAUAUAAUAAAGGAUGUUGUGAAAAAUGUGUUGGAAUUUCACAAGAAAAAUGUCACAAUUUCACAAGAAAAACUUAGAAUUUUGGCAGUGUUAUAAUAAAAGUCGUAAUUUUACUCAACACAAGUCAAAAAUGUAUAAGAAAAACGGAACAUUUGUGCAAUAUUAUGAUAAAAGUUGGAAUUUUACUCGGUAACUGUCGCAAUUUUACAAGAAAAGCUUAAAAUGUUGGCAAUGUUAUGAAAAGAGUCGUAAUUUUACUCGACAAAAGUCCAAAUUUUAUAAGAAAACCUACAAAUGUUGGCAAUAUUAUAAUAAUAACAAUCCGAAUUUUACUUGGCAAAAUGAUGACCAAAGUCAAGAGUUUACAAGAACAACAAAAAAAUUGUGAUACGUCAGAAUCUUAUACGUCAAAUGUCACCACUUUGCAUUAAAAAGUAAUAAUUUUACAUAAAGUAAUCAUUUUACGAGAAAAAAUUACAGAAAUAGAAAGAAUAUGAUAAAUUGUUCCCAAUUUUAUAAGAAAAAAGUCGACACAUUGUGAGAAAGAGUCGUAAUUUCACUCGACAAAAGUCACAAUUUUAUAAGUAAACUUUAAAAUUUUGGCAGUUAUAAUAAUCAUCCGAAUUUUACUUGGGCAAAAUUAUGACAAGUCAUCAUUUUACUCUAAAAAUGUCACUAUUUUACAAGAAGAACACAAAAAUUGUGAUAAAAGUCAUAAUCUUGUAUGUCAAAUGUCACCACUUUGCAUUAAAAAGUAAUAAUUUUACAUAAAAAGUAAUAAUUUUACGAGAAAACAUUGCAAUAUUACAGAAACAGAAUAUGAUAAAUUGUUCCCAAUUUUAUAAGAAAAAAGUCGACACAUUGUGAGUUCUUUCUCUUUUUUUUUGUAAUUGUUUUUUUUUUAAUCUUCAUUAUUUACUUCAAGUUAUUACAGUAUGUCUCUAUAUACAUAUAUAUUUUUUUUUAAUUAAUUUUGGCCAUAGAGGGUGCAUUUCAAUUUCUUACACCCACAUGUAAUUACAUAUGUUCGCCAGAGGGGGAGCACUUCAGAUUUUAACACACACUUGUUAUUUCAUAUGUUGCCCAGAAGGGGGAGCACUUUUAAAAGC
Messenger RNA from Nerophis lumbriciformis (worm pipefish), 2093 nucleotides. RefSeq names its product charged multivesicular body protein 2Ba (gene chmp2ba). NCBI's taxonomy places the organism in Eukaryota, Metazoa, Chordata, Actinopteri, Syngnathiformes, Syngnathidae. Gene Ontology annotation, biological process: vacuolar transport. The record is from RefSeq and is a predicted model, not a curated record.